Alternaria atra is the source of this 1080-nucleotide messenger RNA. RefSeq lists its product as uncharacterized. The record is from RefSeq and is a predicted model, not a curated record. Gene Ontology annotation, molecular function: phosphoric diester hydrolase activity. Bases 1 to 1080 code for a protein of 359 amino acids. Lineage: Eukaryota; Fungi; Ascomycota; Dothideomycetes; Pleosporales; Pleosporaceae. The transcript has a single exon. Gene Ontology annotation, biological process: lipid metabolic process.
AUGUUUUCAAGAAGCAUAAUACUCCAAGCUUCGGCUCUUUUGCCCUUGCUAUACACACCCACCUCCGCACAAAAUGCUUGCAAUAACUCACCCGAUCUUUGCACCCGCCCAUACAACAACAUCACACACUUGGGCGCACACAAUUCUCCAUUCCUCCGGAAUAAAGAGACAUCGUUCUCUACCUCUGGAAACCACUACUACAAUACUACAACGCAACUCGAUGCCGGCGUGCGCCUCCUCUCCGGACAAGUCCACAAAGCUAACGGCACUGGCAACGCAGCAUGGCAUCUUUGCCAUAGCAGCUGCGACCUCCUUGACGCUGGAACCCUAGAGAGCUGGCUCAGCGAAAUAAAAACCUGGAUGGACGCCAACACAAACGACGUCGUAACCCUCCUCCUCGUAAACUCGGACAACGCCUCUCCUGCGGACCUCGGCCCCGUCUUCUCAUCCUCAGGUCUUGACACCCUCGCCUACAGUCCCCCAGAUUUGACCACCACACCGCAAACAUGGCCUACGCUCGACACUCUAAUCGGCAACAACACCCGCUUGAUGUCUUUCGUCGCCAGUCUCUCGAACCCGUCACCCGAGUACCCAUAUCUCAUGGACCAAUUCGUCUACAUGUUCGAAAACGACUUCGAAAACGUCUCUCCCUCGAACUACUCGUGCAACCCCGCCCGCCCGCAAGCCGUCGCUGGAAACCCGUCUACAGCGCUAGAGUCCGGUCGCAUGUUUGUGCAAAACCACUUCUUGUACGAGACGCAACUCUUCGGUAUCCAAUCUCCCAACGAGACCUACGCCAACGUCACAAACGCGGAAACCGGCUUUGGUAGCCUAGGCGAGUCGAUACAGGAGUGCGAGGCUGUGUACGGCAAGCCUGCCAGUUUUGUCAUGGUGGAUUUCUUCAAUGUCGGACCCGCGAUUGCGAGCGUGGAUCGCGCAAACGGCGUCAGUGGUGCGCAGGGGAGGAAGAGUCUCAGCACAGAGGCACUGGUGCAGAGUACGGGUGCAGGUGUCAAGGAGAGAGGAAGCCUACUGGCUGUGGUUCUGGCAGUUGGUGUCGCCGUUUUGUUUGGAGCGUGA